Messenger RNA from Podospora pseudocomata, 733 nucleotides. RefSeq lists its product as uncharacterized. The record is from RefSeq and is a predicted model, not a curated record. Bases 118 to 561 code for a protein of 147 amino acids. NCBI's taxonomy places the organism in Eukaryota, Fungi, Ascomycota, Sordariomycetes, Sordariales, Podosporaceae. The transcript is spliced from 3 exons.
GUUACCUUUCGUAAGUUGGAGGAGACAGAGCAUCAGGAGCUUUCAUAGAGUCCCCAGAGCCCCAAAACCGACAACUUACACCUCGUUACCUCCGCUGAGCCUCUGGAAUUCGUCAAGAUGAAGCUCUCCAGCAGCGUUUUCUCGCUGGGCAUGGCCGGUCUCGCCGUCGCCACUCCGGUCCCCGUGCACCUCGACAUCCGCGCCGAUAACUACUGGUACAUGAGCGGCUGGGGCAAUCCCAACUGCCAGGGUUCCUUCUUGUGGGCCUACCAGGGGAACGGCAACGCAUGUGUCAAUGUCCCGGCGAUGGCGGCGUCGGUCAGCUUCGGCAUCUCCCCUGGUGUGGCGGAGCUUUCACUGGUAAACUUCCCAACCUGUGGACUCGCGCGCUCCGCUCUCGUCGCCGGAACCCCCGACGCUACAACCAGCGACUUCAGUCCCACUGUGCAGCUGAUAGAGGUCAACGGUGACGGCGACAGCGGCCUCGAAAAGCGACAAGUCCACACCACUUGCCACAACAGCAAUGUCGGGGUUUGGGCUUUCCAAGUCAGAUGGGUUUGAUCGGGUAGACGAGGAGUGUUGCGUAAAGAAUUUUUCGGUCAUGGAAUCAUGAGGAAAUUAUCGAGGGUAGUUGCAUUGACCCGAUCUCGGCCCGCUGCCUGGUAGAUGGUUGUGCUGAUAGGAUGCGAUAACAAAGAGACCCAUUUUACAGGAAUUACAACUCAUGUCAUAA